AAGAAGGGGCUGGGGGGGGGGUGCGGUGUGAGGCUGGCUUUCCCAAGGACUACACAUUCCUCCCUUCUAGGAAACAGUCGCCUGAGCACCAGACUUCUGCACACUGCAGUCAUGUGCACAACAAGUAUUAGGAGAGGGAAUGGAAAUUCCUUUUUCAAGAGGCCUCGGCACCUGUUGGCGUUCUGAUGUUUUACUUUCAGUCGAAGAACAGCUCAGUCCUCGCUUUCUCUGCUAUCAACCACAGGGAGCAUCACAUUUCCAAAAUCUGUGAAGUUUGAACAAGCGGCCUUCCCAAGAUGUACCGAAUAUCUCAACUGAUGUCAACACCAGUAGCAAGUAAAUGCUCCACCAGGUCCAACAGAGAAUGUACUGGAGAGCUGGCUCCCUCUUGUAUUUUCCCAAGCCUGGCCUUCGACUUCCUGGACGGUGGGAGUCCCUUUGAAUGCUGCUCCAUCGACCCCUUGACAGGCUCCCAUUACACCUGUCGCCGCAGCCCUAGACUCCUCACCAAUGGCUACUAUGUGUGGACGGAGGACAGCUUCCUCUGUGACGAAGACGGCAACAUAACUCUGAACCCUUCCCAGACCACCGUCAUGUACAAGGAGAACCUGGUCAGAAUAUUCAGGAGAAAGAAGAGAGUCCGCCGCUCCCUUCCUUCUCUCUUCAGCCUCAGUGCCUCCCAAUCCUGGCUGUGUGGAAGUGUCUUGGGUGAUUCUGAUACUUCCCCCCAUGAGGACAUCUGGCUGGAGGGUGCCAGGAGGCUGGAUUCAUACCACAGCAGCGAGAAUGGAGGGGAUUUUGACUGUUCUUCUCUGAUUGACAACCUGGAGAAGCCAAAGGCAGCAUCUGUGACAGCCUCCACUUCCAGCCAAAUCACAUCUCAGCCUCCCAGUGGAAGCUCCCAGGACACCCUUCAGUCCCUGUGGAAUGCCCCUGAACGUUUGCAAGAGAACAUUGUGGAUCAUUCACAAGGGGAUUUCAACUGUUCUUCUCUGACUGACAACCUGGAGAAGCCAAAGGCAGCAUCUGUGACAGCCUCCACUUCCAGCCAAAUCACAUCUCAGCCUCCCAGAGGAAGCUCCCAGGACACCCUUCAGCCCCUGUGGAAUGCCCCUGAACGUUUGCAAGAGAACAUUGUGGAUCAUUCACAAACCAGUGUGUUUCCGGGUGUCUCCUUUCAGGCAGUGCUGCUUACAGCAGGCUUCAUCAUUUCUCUAUGUGCAAGAUGGUGGAUUGGAGGAGUAUUAUCCAAUGUCUUCACGUGCAUGCUGGUGAUAACAAUUGCUUAUGUUGUCCAGUCAUUGUUCCUCAGCCUCGCCAGCUAUUUCAAAGCCACCACCCAUGCCUGGUUUGCCAGAAUUUGACAACCAUUUAGGAAUGCCUCUGAUGAAUCUCUUGCAUCUGAAUAUCCGGAAAUUGUCCAACUGGCAGUCUGCUUGGAAUUGACUGUUAUAUUUGCAAGGGAGUAAGCAGCUGGAUGAUGGAGGGGGAAAAAAACAAAUUUGGCUAUGGGACUUCUGUUUAAACCCUCAGUUUCCCCUCACAAUAGUAACAUGCUUAUGAGAAUCAUAUGAAUUUGCUUUUCCUUUGCGAACACUGGCGGUUGAAAAGGAAAGGAUGAGGGUGGGUGAGAGAGAACAGUGCGCUGGAGUGAAUGGCCCUGUCAUUCCCUCAGGCCCUGGUUCUCAAGCUUUAAUUUUCACUGGAGAAUCCUGUGUGGGGCUUGUAGAAGGGUGGAUUCCUGGGUGUGCCAGCCCGUGGGAACCUGUGCCUUACUGUCCUGCUUUAAUUGGCCACUGAAAAUAAGUGCAUGUAAUCAAUUCCAGCUGGGAAGUAAAGAAAUGCAGUUUGCACAUUCA
Messenger RNA from Marmota monax (woodchuck), 1859 nucleotides. RefSeq names its product transmembrane protein 71 (gene Tmem71). The record is from RefSeq and is a predicted model, not a curated record. NCBI's taxonomy places the organism in Eukaryota, Metazoa, Chordata, Mammalia, Rodentia, Sciuridae. The coding region runs from base 297 to 1364 and encodes 355 amino acids. The transcript has 11 exons.